Messenger RNA from Lethenteron reissneri (Far Eastern brook lamprey), 2725 nucleotides. RefSeq names its product histone H2A-like. Lineage: Eukaryota; Metazoa; Chordata; Hyperoartia; Petromyzontiformes; Petromyzontidae. Gene Ontology annotation, cellular component: nucleosome. The record is from RefSeq and is a predicted model, not a curated record. Gene Ontology annotation, molecular function: structural constituent of chromatin; protein heterodimerization activity; DNA binding.
CGUGCGGGUGUGUGCUUAUGUGGGGCGGGUGAUUGGGGGCAGUGCGGUGGGGGAAGCCGGGCGGCUCCCUGGCUCGGCAGAGCGGCCCCGUCGCUGUGGCACCACAGUAUAAGCGUUGUGAAACCAUGUUUACAUAAUGUACAACAAAAGAGUUAUUUUGGUGAAAUGUAUUUUACCUCGGAGUCGCGUGGUGGUGUGGAGGCCUAGCACCGUGCAGAGCCUCCCGCCUCGCCUGAUUUUGCCACCCGGCUGACGCUGGGUACGGGUGCCGUUUCCCCCCCCCCCCCCCGCGCUUCAAUAAUACUGUGUAAUCGCUAUAAUUUUAUAAUCUACCGACCCUAUAAUAGUAAUAGCACACAUUGUGGUGGGGGGGGGAGUAAAGAGGACGUGAAACUUAGAUGAAUUUACCUCAGAGUCGCGUGUUAAUGCGUGCGCCUAUUUUUAACGGGAAUUAAAGAUGGCGUCCACCCCGCAACUGCUAGCCCGUCGCUAGCCGUUGCCAGGGGCAACCGGCGUCCAAUGAAAGUGCGUAUGGUCCGACAUCCACAGACAGACAGACAGACAUUCACGAUUUUAUAUAUAUUGAUUAAACCCAAAGAUAUUGGUUUAUGUUGUUUCAAGCCCGAGCUGAUAAGAAGUUCACAUUUUGCAAACUGAGACUGAAUUAUUCACGCACAUAUAUUUUUAGGCAUUGCCCGAACAGGCGGUUAAAGGAAUAUAUAUAUACACCGUAUAGGCACGUGGGCGAUCAAUCACGAGCUCAAGGCUAUCACAAUGAUUUCUUAUAACCAAUGCGGUCCCUCAAAAUGAUGAUUAUAAUCAAUAAUACAUUGAUAUUUGCGGAAUCCGCUUAUAAGUUUGACUUGCCAGCACGUGCCCAUAAAUUAACUCUAUCAUGUUUAAAACUUGAACCUAUUAAGUACGUGUAUCGCAUUGUUUAAUUCAUAAGAUGCGUGUGCGCAUUAAAAUAUAUAUGGAUACAAAUGAUGAAAGUCAACAUCGAAUCCUCGCGUCCCGGCUUGUCAUUGGUGGCUCAAGGAGAGGGCGGGACUCGACCGAGAGGAGCCAAUCAGCAGCGGCGCGCUCUACGAUCCUCGUCUCCGCUAUAAAAGCCGCUCCCGUGGUGCGUGUUAACGUCACAAAUCGUUCGUACUUUGUCUCCAGUGCUUUUUGCAUCCUAGGUCCCUUAACGAUGUCUGGACGCGGCAAGACCGGUGGCAAAUCUCGCGCCAAGGCAAAGUCCCGCUCUUCCCGCGCCGGCCUGCAGUUCCCCGUGGGUCGCGUUCACAGGCUGCUCCGCAAGGGCAAUUACGCCCAGCGGGUCGGCGCUGGAGCACCCGUCUACCUGGCCGCCGUGCUCGAGUACCUUUCUGCCGAGAUCCUCGAGCUGGCUGGCAAUGCCGCCCGCGACAACAAGAAGACGAGGAUCAUCCCCCGACACCUGCAGCUCGCCGUGCGAAACGACGAGGAGCUCAACAAGCUCAUGGGCGGCGUGACUAUCGCCCAGGGCGGUGUGCUGCCCAACAUCCAGGCCGUGCUGCUGCCCAAGAAGACCUCUCAGGCAAAGAAGUGAACGCGCCGCCGCCUCUACCACCACAACAACGGCUCUUUUCAGAGCCACCCACUUGCUUGCAAAGAGCUCGGUCAGUCGUACACAGGGGUUUUGUUAUUAAUAAGGACGCCGUCGUCGAGUUGCCCUCGUCCCAAAUUGCUCGCAAUUAAACGAAUGCUUUGCUCAUUCCAGAUACCCUUUGUCUAAUUUAGGAACGGUAUUUGAGCAGCAUUCCAACAUUGCAUCAAUCAUGGAACAUGGUUUAGAAUAAAUUGGGAUGCCUAUUGGAAGAAAGUAUCGUGUUUUUUUAAAGAAUAAAACUCGCUCUUUUUGAGCGGUCAGAUUACAUAUGAAGAGGAGUCGGAGAAUGGUUCAAGCACUUCAAGGGAUCUGCGAGCCACCCUCACGCACCACGCACCACGAAAACACGACAUCUCCGCUCUCACGACAACACGCACCAAUCAAUCUUAAUUUUUUUCACACGCGCGGGAAAUAAGAGCUGGACGGGGGGGUCAGGGGUUAAAGGGCAGUGACGUCACCCGGACCAGGCGUGCUGGACGCGAAUGUGUAUUGGGAGCGGAGAUUGAGGAGUUAAAAGGGGCUGUGGGACGUGUGCCCGGGGUUGGUCUUGGAACGAAUAUUGCUGUGCGUUGGUGAAAACAGGUCCCUGUGGGGUGGGCUGGUAGGACCGAACAAUUGAAUGGCUAUAAUAAAAUGAAAUGGCAAAAAAUGGGCGCCAAUAAGUAGAUGGAAACGUAGACGGAGUGGAACAUAAGAAACAAUAAAGUAGUAGUAACCGUUCUGCAAAAAAAUAAUAGUAUUGCACAAGUAUGUACCUACGUGAGUGCAGCUUGGAGCAGACACAGUGAGUAGUAACAAUCUGCACGAGAUGCAGCGCCGUGGGCCACGCCCCUAUCACUGUUAGCCCCGCCUCCUCGCCCCCGGUACUGUAUUCUCGACUGUAGACUCCGCCCCUUUUCGCCAACGGCCCCUCCCUCCAUCGCGCUAAGCUCCGCCUCCCACCGCUUGACCCCGCCCCGCUCCCCCGUGGCUCCGCUCCGCCCCCGUGGCCCCGCCCUCCACCCGCGUAACCCCGCCCCGCCACCCGUGGCCCCGCCCCAUCUCGGUGUCCCCGCCCAGCCCCGCGUAGCCCCGCCCCCUGCCGCUGUAGCC